AUGUCUGAUGCAAGGGUGCUAGCUGAGCAGCAAAUAUGGGCAGCGGUGACUGAGGGAGCUAAAAAUCAAGCCUUCAAUUGCACAAAUGGUGAUGUUUUUACGUGGAAGAGUUUAUGGAAAGUCUUAUGUGAGGUCUUCGACGUUGGAUUUGUGGCCUGUGAAGAGAGUGAUGAGAAGUUUGAUUGGCUGGGGAUGAUGAAGGGUAAAGGCAAAAUGUGGGAUGAGAUUGUUGAGAAGUAUGAGUUGUUAGAGACUAAGAUUGAGGAUAUUACUUGUUUCGAAGCACUUAAUGUGGUUUUGAAUUACAGGUUUCAACAUUUCUGUAGCAUGAUUAAGAGUAGGGAAUUUGGGUUUCUAGGGUAUGCUGAUACACUCAAGAGUAUUCAAAUGUGGGUGGGCAGAUUGGGAGCCAUGAAAAUGAUACCACGAAGAUGA
Messenger RNA from Populus euphratica (Euphrates poplar), 435 nucleotides. RefSeq names its product 3-oxo-Delta(4,5)-steroid 5-beta-reductase-like. NCBI's taxonomy places the organism in Eukaryota, Viridiplantae, Streptophyta, Magnoliopsida, Malpighiales, Salicaceae. The coding region runs from base 1 to 435 and encodes 144 amino acids. The transcript has a single exon. The record is from RefSeq and is a predicted model, not a curated record.